UGUUUUCUCUACUUUGGUGUUUUUCCAGAAGAUCAAGUGAUCUAUGCUGACAACAUAAUGCGGUUGUGGAUGGCAGAGGGUUUCAUCAUACCAAGAGGAGAAGAAAGAAUGGAGGAUGUCGCUGAAGGCUUCUUGAAUGAGCUGAUAAGACGAAGCUUGGUUCAAGUGGUGGAUACGUUGUGGGAAAAAGUUACUAAAUGUAAGGUUCAUGAUUUACUUCGUGAUCUUGCGAUACAAAAGGCAUUGGAGGUAAGCUUCUUUGACAUUUAUGAUCCAAGAAAGAACUUGAAAUCCACUUCAUGUAUCAGACAUGCCAUUCAUAGUGAAGGAGAAAGGUACCUCUCAUCACUUGGUCUUUCUAACUCGAAGUUGAGGUCAAUUAUGUACUUUGAUCCACAUUUUUGUAUUGUGUUUCAACAUAUAGAUGUGUUCCGACAUAUAUAUGUGUUGUACUUGGAUAUUGAUUAUGGUGAAGUUAUACCUGAUGCCAUAGGGAGUUUGUACAACCUCAAGUUGUUAAGCUUGAGACGUGUCAGUAAAAUUCCCUCCUCCAUCGGCAAACUCAAGAAUCUACAGACACUUGUUGUUGUCAAUGUGGACACAUGCUUUUGCCAAUUACCCCCCGAAACAGCUGACCUAAUAAAUUUAAGACAUUUAGUUGUUCCAUAUUCUAUACCUCUGGCAGGUAUAAGCAAACUCACUAGUCUUCAAGUUCUUCGCCUUGAUUGUGAUCAGUGGAAAGAUGUUGACCCAGUUGAUUUAGUCAAUCUUCGAGAAUUAGAGAUGGGUAAUAUUGAGAAAUCUUACUCCCUAAACAACAUUAGCAGCUUGAAAAACCUUAACACUCUCAGAUUGUGUAUUUCGUUUGGUCAACAAUAUACAUAUCCAUUCCCAUCCCUUGAAUUUGUUAAUAGUUGUGAAAAGCUCCAGAAAUUGUCGUUAGGUGGGAGAUUAGAGAAACUGCCUGUGUUUCCAGAUUCCAUCACAAUGAUAGUUAUUUGGCAGUCAAGACUGACAAAAGAUCCGAUGCCUAUUUUGGGAAUGUUGCCAAACCUAAGGAAUCUCCACUUGUCCAGAGCUUAUGAAGGAGAAGAAAUAAUGUGCAGUGAUUACAGCUUCAGUCAACUAGAGUUCCUUCGUCUUUAUGGUCUUGACAACUUAGAAAGAUGGCAUUUAGGCACAAAUGCCAUGCCUCUCAUUAAAGAUCUUUCUAUCUAUAAUUGUCCAAAGCUGAAGGAGAUUCCAGAGAGAAUGAAACACGUGAAGCAUUUCAAACAUAUACGAAGUCUUAAAUGAUUAUAGGAAAGGAGAUGAAGACAUUCAAGUUGAUGAAGAUGGGUUGUCCAAGCAUCAAUCAAGUUUCCGUCACUUUACUGAUUUUGUGAUUCUAUGCAAAAAUAAGGAUUUUUUUGGUUUUUGGCUUCUUUUUUUUUUUAGUGUGUGGAAUUGGUUGGAAGAGAUUUUUUUUU
Molecule: messenger RNA, 1469 nt
Organism: Solanum stenotomum
Lineage: Eukaryota; Viridiplantae; Streptophyta; Magnoliopsida; Solanales; Solanaceae
Product: inactive disease susceptibility protein LOV1-like
Exons: 2
Coding region: 58-1296 (412 amino acids)
Biological process (GO): defense response to other organism
Source: RefSeq, a predicted model, not a curated record